CUGUUUGCAAUCCAAACUUUAGUUAGCCUUAGUAGUCCGACAGCAGCAGUCGCAGACAGACAGGCCUAAGCCCGUGGUCGAGACACAAAGCUCUCGCAGACUUACGCUAGCUAAGCGCGCAGUGAACUUCAGUUCAGGCGAUACCCAGUGGAGUGUUCAAAAGUCGAAGAAAUGGCCGUCGCAGCAGCUCAGAAAAACCGCGAGAUGUUCGCCAUCAAGAAGUCCUACAGCAUCGAGAACGGCUACCCCUCUAGGCGUCGUUCUCUAGUCGACGAUGCUCGUUUUGAAACACUCGUUGUCAAACAGACCAAGCAAAGUGUACUAGAAGAGGCUCGUGCCCGCGCCAAUGACUCUGGCUUGGACUCUGAAUUCAUCCAAGAUGGAGUACCUAUUGGAAACGGCGAUAAAACACCAACUGUUGAAGACGGUACUCAACAAGACGAAACUAAGAAUGGUCAACUCGCUGAUGCAGACAUUGGUGACGAUGCCUCCAAGACCGAUGAGGAUUAUACCUUGACCGAAGAAGAAGUAAUUCUGCAAAACGCUGCCAGUGAAUCUCCUGAAGCCGAACAGGCUAUUCAACAAGCUGCUCUACUGUUGCGUAUGCGCGACGGAAUGGGAUCGUUAGCGCGUAUCCUGAAAACUAUCGAUAACUAUAAGGGUUGUGUGCAACACCUCGAAACACGUCCUUCUCAAGUCACUGACGUUCAAUUCGAUGCUCUUGUGAAAGUGAGCAUGUCUCGUAUCAAUCUACUGCAGCUAAUAAGAUCUCUUCGUCAAUCCACCGCUUUCGCCGGAGUAAGCCUCAUGAGUGAGAAUAUCUCUAACAAAACUCCAUGGUUCCCUCGCCAUGCAUCCGAUCUCGAUAAUUGCAAUCACUUAAUGACUAAAUAUGAGCCAGAAUUGGACAUGAACCAUCCUGGUUUUGCCGAUAAGGAAUACAGAGAACGCCGAAAGCAGAUUGCCGAGAUCGCUUUCGCUUAUAAAUACGGUGAUCCGAUCCCAUCUAUCACAUACAAGGAAACCGAGAAUGCGACCUGGCAACGAGUUUUCAACACUGUAUUGGAUCUGAUGCCCAAACAUGCUUGUAGAGAGUACAAAGCAGCUUUUACAAAGCUUCAAGAGGCUGAUAUCUUUGUUCCUCAUCGCAUUCCUCAGUUGGAAGACGUUAGCAACUUCCUACGCAAACAUACCGGUUUCACCCUGCGUCCAGCAGCUGGUCUUCUUACCGCUCGUGACUUUUUGGCUUCGUUGGCGUUCCGCGUAUUCCAGUCUACGCAAUAUGUGCGCCACGCUAACUCUCCGUUCCAUACCCCCGAACCUGACUGCAUUCAUGAACUUCUGGGACACAUACCUUUGUUAGCUGACCCCAGCUUCGCUCAAUUCUCCCAAGAAAUUGGUCUCGCAUCUCUUGGCGCUUCUGAUUCAGAAAUUGAAAAGCUCUCUACCGUGUAUUGGUUCACCGUGGAAUUCGGACUUUGCAAAGAGAAUCACCAACUAAAAGCCUAUGGUGCCGCUCUCCUUUCUUCGAUUGGUGAACUUCUGCAUGCAUUGAGCGACAAACCUGAGCUCAGACCCUUCGAGCCAGCUUCUACUUCGGUGCAGCCCUACCAAGAUCAGGAAUACCAACCCAUCUAUUAUGUCGCUGAAAGCUUCGAAGAUGCCAAAGACAAAUUCAGACGUUGGGUUUCUACCAUGUCACGACCCUUCGAGGUCCGCUUCAACCCUCACACUGAGCGCGUUGAAGUACUCGAUUCUGUCGACAAACUGGAGACUCUGAUCUGGCAGCUGAACACGGAGAUGCUGCAUCUUACUAACGCCGUCAAGAAGCUCAAGGGCACGCAUUUUGAAUGAUCACCCUGUCUGACAUACACAUAAAUGGUUCAGUGCACGCGGCCUCGCCGCAUUCUGUAUAGUUAGUGAUAUUAUAGUGUAAGACUUAUUGGCGUGUGUGUAGCGUGUAUGCGAGUGUGAGACCAUCGGAUGGUACUACGUUGAAUAUCUUUUUGUACCUUAUUGUAUUAUUUAUUGCCGAGUUCAUUGCCCGGGCCGCGAAAUCUGUACAGACCUCCUGAUUGCCCAUUUAAGGAGUCUGUGUUGGUUUAGUGAGACCCUAACUACUAGUAUUAUUUAUAAUUAAAAAAAAACACUACGAAUAAAAAUGGAGCACCAAAAAGACAAAAAAUCAAACAAAAUAUA
Molecule: messenger RNA, 2199 nt
Organism: Diatraea saccharalis (sugarcane borer)
Lineage: Eukaryota; Metazoa; Arthropoda; Insecta; Lepidoptera; Crambidae
Source: the annotation of a GenBank genome assembly